This is a messenger RNA of Camellia sinensis, 1413 nucleotides long. RefSeq lists its product as uncharacterized. Gene Ontology annotation, biological process: biosynthetic process. Gene Ontology annotation, cellular component: cytoplasm. Gene Ontology annotation, molecular function: isomerase activity. Lineage: Eukaryota; Viridiplantae; Streptophyta; Magnoliopsida; Ericales; Theaceae. The record is from RefSeq and is a predicted model, not a curated record.
AUUUAACGCACUCGUGUAUGGCGUGGGUAGCAAAUGAUGGAGAAUGAAAUAUUGAGAAGAGCAAACAAAUCUCUGGUGCCGACUGCCAGAUCCUCACAGCUUCAGCUUCAGCUUUAGCUUUGACUCUCGGAAUGGGAAAGAAACCCGUUAAGUACUGCGUGGUGGACGCGUUCACCGGGUCGGGGUUGAAGGGAAACCCGGCGGCAGCUUGUUUGUUGGAGGAUGAGAGAGAUGAAGAAUGGUUGCAAGCAGUUGCAAGUGAGUUCAACCUUCCCGUAACCUGUUACUUGACUCGGAUCACUCACCCCGAGUCGUGGGUUCAUCACUCAAACUCCUCGUCCAUAAACCCUCGCUUUCGCCUCAGAUGGUUCUCUCCUACGGUCGAGGUUAAACUCUGUGGCCAUGCAACCUUAGCAGCUUCACACUUUCUAUUCACAUCUGGUUUGGUAAAUGGAAAUGAAAUCGAGUUUAUGACACUAUCAGGAGUUUUGACUGCUAAAAGAAUUCCAGAAGUCAAACAAACACAUUCCUUGAACUUGAAGAACAAUAGUAGUGAAGAAUCACAGGAUUGUUUUUCAAUUGAGUUGGAUUUUCCGGUAGUCCCACUUGUUGAAUCCGAUUCUUCUACAGAGGAGGAGUUUCUAUCAAUUUCUAAAGCCUUGAAUGUUGCUUCCGUGAUUGACUUCAAGAAAACCGGUGCACAAGACCACAUUGUUGUGCUUGGAUUGGGAAAGACUGUAGCAGAUCUACAGCCCCAGUUCGACGAAAUACAAAAAUGUCCAGGAAGGGGACUCAUUGUUACAGGGCCUGCUCCUGCAGGAUCUGAUUUUGACUUUUUUAGUCGCUUUUUCUAUCCAAAAUUGGGAGUCAUGGAGGAUCAUGUUUGUGGGAGUGCACAUUGUGCCUUAGCAGUCUAUUGGUCUAAAAAGUUGGGGAAAAAUGAUUUUGUUGCAUAUGCGGCAUCACCAAGAGGUGGGACGCUAAACCUCCAUUUUGACGAAAAGAGACAGAGAGUGCUACUUAGAGGGAAAGCCAUCACUGUAAUGAAAGGUUGUCUUUUAAUUAUUUAGGAGCUAAGUUACCCCAUAUUUGCUUCUGUGAAAUGAGUCAAUUGAAAUAAAAGGCCACCGAGCAGCAACAACGACGACGACGACAAAAAAAAAAAAAAAAAAAAAAAAAAAAAAAAAAAAAAAAAAAAAAGGCCACUCGUGAACUACAUUUGAUUUUAUUUGAGAAUUAAUGUACUGUACUAUUUGCAUUUUGGUUCCUGUGUUUCCAAAAAGAUCUAUGGCUUUUUUAUUCAGAAUUGACACAUUAAAAAUGUGGAUAUUAAAAUGCCUGUCUUAACUCGAUGAAUAGAUGUAAUGAUGGGCCCUUCCCCCAAUUGAAACAUGAAUAUUGCAUGCAUGGAGA